UAACACACACACACACACACACACACACACACACAGCAGUAACUCCAAACUUCAGUCAGAGCCUAGAUUUCAGUGGAUAGUUAAAAACAAUUGGUGGACUCUUCUCAAUCACGUCCUAUUAAAAAGCAAAUUGUAGGCAACAAAGCGGGCCUCCCCAAACUGCCACCUGUGGUCUACUGUGGGUUUUUAAAGCACUCCUCCCCAAACGUAAUUUCCCUCUCUGCUUUAUUUGAAAUUGACUCCUCCUUUGAGCAGUCUGCUCCCUAUGCAGCAUUAGAGAGAAUUUAACUCAGCCCCCAGCCCGAGACACUACCGCUCCUGCUGACAGUUAGAGUUUGCACGGUGUGUGUAUGUUUUUUUGCGUCCGUUGGUCUUUGUGUGUGUGUGUGUGUGUGUGUGUGUGCAGUGCAGUCCAGUCCAGGGCUGUAUGUAGGUUAGACUUCCCCAGGGCCUCUCUCUGCAGGGACUGAUGACGCCAGCCAGGCAGAGCACAGCGCAGUUGGUAACAUGCUAAUAACUUACUGCAGAUUUUCUCAGGCCAGAAGCCCCUUCUCUCUCUCUCGAUCUCCCUGUCGUUUUAGCUGCAGACCGUCUUCCCUGUCUCAGUGUUAUUGGAUACUAGCUUGGAGGCUACCUAGCGGUUAGGAAAACAGUCAGGGGGAUCUGGUGCUGGCGGCGGUUGGAGGAAAGGGCGUCGGUCCGGACUAGGACGUGUGUGACGUGGGCUGUUGGCGUUUCUGGAACGUUACCUUGGCCAGAUUGUCCGUGCUCUCCACUCUCUCUCUCUCUCCCGCUCAUUCUUCUCUCAUACAUACAAACAAACUCUGGCUCACUUUAUACCUCACUCACUUUCUCUCGCUACAGCUGUGUUCUUGUCUUUUCUUUCUGGGAGACAGCUGGGCUGGUGGUUUCAGAGAGUGGAGUCAGUGUGAUUUAGUGCAGAGCACAGGGCCUCCUCCUGAGCUGUGAGACACUCACAAAAAGCUUUAAACACUAGGGAUAUCCUUUUAAGGUACUUUCGCACCAAGACACUUUUGUGAGGAAGUGAGCAGACAUGGCUUCACGGUCAUUGUGGACAUGCGAGGCUCUAAGUGGGACAGCAUCAAGCCCUUGCUGAAGAUCCUCCAGGAGUCCUUCCCUUCCUGCAUCCAUGUAGCCCUCAUCAUCAAACCAGACAACUUCUGGCAGAAACAGAGGACCAAUUUUGGGAGCUCCAAGUUUGAAUUUGAGACCAUCAUGGUGUCCCUGGAGGGCCUGACCAAGGUGGUAGAUCCGUCCCAGCUGACGUCAGACUUCGAGGGCAGCUUGGAGUACGACCACGACGAGUGGAUCGAGGUGCGCAUGGCCUUCGAGGACUUUGCCGGCGAUGCCGCCCGGGCCCUCGCGCGCCUCGAGGAGCUGCAGGAGACGCUCGCUCAGCGCGACCUGCCCCGUGACCUGGAGGGGGCGCGGCGGCUCAUGGAGGAGCACGCCACGCUCAAGAAGAGGGCCACCAAGGCCUCGGUGGAGGAGCUGGACACACAGGGACGCAGGCUGCUCCAGAGGCUACAGCAGGGCUCCGUCGCCCCCGGGGGCUACGCUAACCGCGGCGGAGGGGGGACGGACGGUAACGACGGGCCGGCCGGACACCCGGACGCCCACAACCUGGUGCCCAAGGUCAGCUCACUGCUGGACAAGCUGCAUGGCACAAGGCAGCACCUGCAGCAGCUGUGGCACAUGCGCAAGCUGAAACUGGACCAGUGCUUCCAGCUGCGGCUGUUUGAGCAGGACGCGGAGAAGAUGUUUGACUGGAUCAUGCACAAUAAGGGCCUGUUCCUGACCAGCUACACAGAGAUAGGAGGGAACCACAAGCAUGCUGGAGAGCUGCAGACGCAGCACAACCACUUCGCCAUGAACUGUAUGAAUGUCUAUGUAAAUAUCAAGCGGAUCAUGUCAGUGGGGAACCGGCUGCUGGAGUCUGGCCACUACGCGUCCCAGCAGAUCCAGCAGAUCUCCGCUCAGCUGGAGAAGGAGUGGAAGGCCUUCGCUGCUGCCCUGGAUGAACGCUCCACCCUACUGGAGAUGUCUGCUGCUUUCCACCAGAAGGUUGACCAGUAUAUGAGUAAUGUGGAGCCAUGGUGUAAGGGUUGUGGAGAAGGAGACCUGCCCUCUGAAUUACAGGACCUAGAGGACACCAUCCACCGUCACACUGGACUCUACGAACACAUUACCACUGCAUACUCUGAGGUGAGCCAAGAUGGCAAGUCUCUAUUGGACAAGCUGCAGAGGCCUCUGACCCCUGGCAGUGCUGAUUCGCUAACGGCCUCUGCCAACUAUUCCAAGGCUGUUCACCACGUUCUGGACAUCAUCCACGAAGUGCUGCAUCACCAGAGACAGCUGGAAAACAUCUGGCAACACCGCAAGGUCCGGCUACACCAGCGCCUGCAGCUGUGUGUCUUCCAACAGGAUGUCCAGCAGGUGUUGGACUGGAUUGAGAACCACGGUGAAGCAUUCCUCAGUAAGCACACAGGCGUAGGAAAGUCCCUGCACAGAGCUCGAGCCCUGCAGAAGAGACAUGAGGACUUUGAGGAGGUGGCCCAGAACACGUACACCAACGCGGACAAGCUGCUGGAGGCCGCGGAGCAGUUGGCCCAGACGGGGGAGUGUGAUCCAGAGGAGAUCUACCAGGCGGCCCACCAGCUGGAGGACCGCAUCCAGGACUUUGUCAGGAGGGUGGAGCAGCGCAAGGUCCUGCUGGACAUGUCUGUGGCCUUCCACACACACGUUAAAGAGCUGUGGACGUGGUUGGAGGAGCUGCAGAAGGAGCUGCUUGACGAUGUGUACGCUGAGUCGGUGGAGGCGGUGCAGGAGCUGAUCAAACGCUUCGGCCAGCAGCAGCAGACCACCCUGCAGGCCACAGUCAACGUCAUCAAGGAGGGAGAGGACCUCAUCCAGCAGCUCAGGGACUCGGCUAUCUCCAGCAAUAAGACGCCCCACAACAGCUCCAUGGCCCACAUUGAGAGUGUCCUUCAGCAGCUGGACGAGGCCCAGGCCCAGAUGGAAGAGCUUUUUCAAGAGAGGAAGAUCAAACUGGAGUUGUUCCUGCAGCUCCGGAUCUUUGAGAGGGACGCCAUCGAUAUCAUCUCUGACCUGGAGUCCUGGAAUGAGGAGCUGUCCCAGCAGAUGAGUGAGUUCGAUACGGAGGACCUGACACUAGCCGAGCAGAGGCUCCAGCACCACGCUGACAAAGCCUUGACCAUGAACAACCUGACCUUCGACGUCAUCCACCAGGGACAGGAGCUGCUGCAGUACGUUACCGAGGUCCAGGCCAGCGGUGUGGAGUUGCUGUGUGACAGGGAUGUAGACAUGGCCACUCGUGUUCAGGACCUGCUGGAGUUCCUUCAUGAGAAGCAACAGGAGCUGGAUGUGGCGGCCGAGCAGCACAGGAGACACCUGGAACAGUGUGUCCAACUACGCCACCUACAGGCCGAAGUGAAACAGGUGCUUGGCUGGAUCCGUAAUGGAGAGUCAAUGCUGAAUGCUGGUCUGAUCACAGCCAGCUCUCUACAGGAGGCGGAGCAGCUCCAGAAGGAACACGAGCAGUUUCAACAUGCCAUAGAGAAAACCCAUCAGAGUGCCCUUCAGGUGCAGCAGAAGGCGGAGGCGUUGCUCCAGGCCAACCACUAUGACAUGGACCUCAUCAGAGACUGUGCCGAGAAGGUCGCCGACCACUGGCAACAGCUCAUGCUCAAGAUGGAGGACCGGCUCAAACUGGUCAAUGCCUCAGUGGCCUUCUACAAGACCUCAGAGCAGGUUUGCAGUGUGCUGGAGAGCCUGGAGCAGGAGUAUAAGCGUGAGGAGGACUGGUGUGGAGGGGCCGACAAACUGGGCCCUAACAGUGAGUCCGAUCAUGUGACCCCCAUGAUCAGUAAACAUCUGGAGCAGAAGGAAGCCUUCCUCAAGGCCUGCACAUUAGCAAGGCGAAACGCGGACGUCUUCCUGAAGUACCUGCACAGAAACAGUGUGAACAUGCCUGGGAUGCUGUCUCACGUCAAGGCACCUGAAACACAGGUCAAAAACAUCUUGAAUGAGUUGCUGCAGAGGGAGAACCGGGUGCUUCAUUUCUGGACGAUGAGGAAGAGAAGACUGGACCAGUGUCAGCAGUAUGUGGUGUUUGAACGCAGCGCCAAGCAGGCUCUGGAGUGGAUCCACGACACGGGGGAGUUCUACCUGUCGACACACACCUCCACCGGGUCCAGUAUACACCACACACAGGAGCUCCUGAAGGAGCACGAAGACUUCCACAUCACAGCCAAGCAAACCAAAGAGAGAGUGAAACUGUUGAUCCAGCUGGCGGAUGGCUUUUGUGACAAAGGACACGCCCAUGCGCUGGAGAUAAAGAAAUGGGUCACGUCUGUGGACAAACGCUACAGAGACUUCUCUCUCCGUAUGGACAAGUACCGGUCCUGUCUGGAGAAAGUUCUGGGCAUCGUAUCCUCUGAAUCCAACAAGGUUAGUAAAGGGCUGCAGCUGGACAUCAUCCCUGCCAGUGCCCCCGGGUCAGAGGUCAAGCUGAGGGAUGCCGCUCACGAACUCAAUGAGGAGAAGAGGAAGUCUGCCCGGCGAAAAGAGUUCAUAAUGGCAGAGCUGAUUCAGACAGAGAAGGCCUACGUUAGAGACCUGCGGGAGUGUACGGAUACAUACCUGUGGGAGAUGACCAGCGGUGUGGAGGAGAUACCACCGGGCAUCGUUAACAAAGAGCACAUCAUCUUCGGGAACAUGCAGGACCUCUACGAGUUCCACCAAAACAUCUUCCUGAAGGAGCUGGAGAAAUAUGAGCAGUUACCUGAGGACGUAGGUCAUUGCUUUGUUACCUGGGCGGAUAAGUUCCAGAUGUAUGUGAACUACUGCAAGAACAAACCGGACUCUACCCAGCUCAUUUUGGAGCAUGCAGGGCCAUAUUUUGAUGAAAUUCAACAGAGGCACCGGCUGGCAAACUCCAUCUCCUCAUACCUCAUCAAGCCUGUGCAGAGAAUAACCAAGUACCAGCUGCUCCUCAAGGAGCUGCUGACCUGCUGUGAGGAGGGGAAGGGGGAGAUCAAGGACGGCCUGGAGGUGAUGCUCAGUGUCCCCAAGAGAGCCAACGAUGCCAUGCAUCUCAGCAUGAUGGACGGAUUCGAUGGAAAUAUUGACUCCCAAGGAGAGCUGAUUCUGCAGGAGUCCUUCCAGGUGUGGGAUCCCAAGACCCUGAUUCGUAAAGGAAGAGAGCGCCACCUCUUCCUGUUUGAGAUGUCCCUGGUCUUUAGCAAGGAGGUCAAAGACUCAAACGGUCGCAACAAGUACCUCUACAAGAGCAAGCUGUUUACUUCAGAACUGGGUGUCACAGAGCACGUGGAGGCGGACCCUUGUAAGUUUGCCCUCUGGAUUGGAAGGACCCCCAGCUCAGACAACAAGAUUGUGCUGAAGGCGUCCAGCAUAGAGAACAAGCAGGACUGGAUCAAACACAUCCGGGAGGUGAUCCAGGAGCGCACCAUCCACCUGAGAGGAGCCCUGAAGGAGCCCAUCCACAUCCCCAAAGCCACCACAGCCAAACACAAGGGACACCGCAGUCACGGAGAGGACCUGGACAGUCAGGGUGACGCCAGUAGUCAACCAGACACCAUCUCCAUUGCUUCCCGCACCUCUCAGAACACACUAGACAGUGACAAGCUGUCCGGUGGCUGUGAGCUGACCGUUGUCAUCCAUGACUUUGUGGCUGGUAAUGGCAGUGUCUCGGAGCUGACCGUGCGGCGGGGUCAGACGGUGGAGGUGUUAGAGAGGCUCCAUGACAAGCCAGACUGGUGCCUGGUCCGGACCACGGACCGUUCCCCUGCCCAGGAGGGCCUGGUGCCCUGUACCAUGCUGUGUAUUGCCCACUCACGCUCCAGUAUGGAGAUGGAAGGACUAUUCAACCACCACCAUAAAGACACCUUGUCCGUGUCUAGUAAUGACACCAUCCAGCCAGGCGCCAGCCACACCCUGGGCUCCCACAGCUCCCCGGGGCCCAAGCGACCGGGCAACACACUGAGGAAGUGGCUGACCAGCCCUGUGAGACGCCUGAGCAGCGGCAAGGCCGACGGGCACGUCAAGAAGCUGGCCCACAAACAUAAGAAGAACCGCGACGGUCGUGGGAAGAACGCAGACUCCUCUGGCUCCCAGAAAGACUCGGAUGACAGCGCCGCAACGCCGCAGGAUGAGAUGGUUGAGGAGAGGAUGAGGAAUGAGGGUCUGAGCAGUGGGACUCUGUCCAAGUCUUCUUCGUCUGGGAUGCAGAGCUGUGGUGAGGAGGAGGGGGAGGAGGGGGCGGACUCGGUGCCCCUGCCCCCCCCUAUGGCCAUCCAACAACACAGUCUGCUGCAGGCUGACUCUCAGGAUGACAAGGCCUCUCGUUUGUCGGGCCGGCCGAGUAGUUCAGAAACACCCAGCGCGGCCGAGCUGGUCAGUGCAAUUGAAGAGCUGGUCCAGAGCAAGAUGUCCCUGGAGGACCGUCCCAGCUCUCUGUCAGUGGAACAGGGGGACAGCAGCAGCCCGUCCCUCAACCCCUCAGACAACUCCCUCCUGUCGUCCUCGUCCCCCAUCGAUGAGAUGGAAGAGCGCAAGUCAGGUUUCCUCAAGAGACGCCACUACGUGUUACUGGAGCUCGUGGAGACAGAGAGGGACUAUGUAAGAGACCUGGGUUCAGUGGUGGAGGGCUACAUCAGCCGAAUGAAGGAGGAAGGCGUGCCAGAUGACAUGAGGGGAAAAGACAAGAUUGUUUUUGGGAAUAUCCACCAGAUCUAUGACUGGCACCGAGACUUUUUCCUGGGAGAACUAGAAAAAUGCCUGGAGGACCCUGAUAGGCUGGCUCCCCUGUUUGUCAAACAGGAGCGACGUUUACACAUGUACAUUGUGUACUGCCAGAACAAGCCCAAAUCAGAGCACAUUGUGUCUGAAUACAUUGACACCUACUUUGAGGAGCUUAAGCAACGUUUGGGCCACAGGCUUCAGCUCACUGAUCUCCUCAUUAAGCCUGUCCAGCGCAUCAUGAAAUACCAGCUCCUUCUGAAGGACUUACUCAAGUUUUCCAAAAAGGCUGCAGUAGACACUACUGAGUUGGAGAAAGCGGUGGACGUCAUGUGUGUUGUGCCCAAAAGGUGCAACGACAUGAUGAACGUUGGACGUCUUCAAGGCUUUGAUGGGAAGAUUGUUGCCCAAGGCAGACUUCUUCUCCAGGACACCUUCAUGGUAUCUGACCAGGAUGGGGGGCUGCUCACCAGGAUGAAGGAGAGGAGGGUGUUCCUCUUCGAACAGAUCGUCAUCUUUAGCGAGCCCUUAGACAAGAAGAAAGGCUACUCCCAACCAGGAUACCUCUUCAAGAACAGCGUCAAGGUGAGCUGGCUGGGUCUGGAGGAGAACACAGAUGACCCCUGUAAGUUCACUCUGACCUCGCGGUCAUCCAGUGGCAGCAUGGAGACCUAUGUGAUGCACUCAGCCAACCCUGGAGUCAGCCAGAUGUGGGUUCAACAGAUCACCCAGAUCCUGGAGAGCCAACGCAACUUCCUCAACGCACUGACAUCCCCUAUCGAGUACCAGAGGAACCACGUGGGGGCCAGUGGACCGGGCCUGGCGGGCCCCAGCAGCUGCAGUGGUUCCACCAUGGGCCCCGGGAGUAACUCUCUCUGUGGCCCCCAGAGUCGCCGGCCCUCACGCAUCCCCCAGCCCUCUUCCCGCAUCCCGCAGCCUGUCCAUCACCACCAUCCCCUGGGCCCCGAUGGCCCAGACAGGACAGCAGGUAUGUGGUCCCAGCUGCUCCCCUCCUCAUCCUCCUCCCCCUCCUCCCAGCCCCCCUGCCCCGCUGAGCUUAUGGAGGUUGACCUGGGGCCCCAAGAUGUCCCUAAGAUGCCGGUGCUGGAGGGUCCCCUGCCCCGCAGCCGAACCAGCAGCAACAGCAAUGACAAGCCUGUGGGCGUGGCUGGGGGCGGUGCCAUAGAGUGCCGCCCUGGGGAGGGCCCCACUCAGACCCCCAUCCCACGACUGGCUGUGGCCCCUCUGAAUCUGGCCGUGGCUCGAGUAGGGAGGGUCUCUCCACUGACCUCCCCCAUGAAGGAGAGCUUUAUCCCAGGCUGCACCAACCAGAAAGUGUCCUCUUACUGGGGCGCCACGGUCCCAGCCUCCCCGGCCAGCCGGCCUGGCUCCUUCUCCUUUCCCAGUGAUAGUGGGGACUCCACCCAGGGCCGCAGCCAUCGACACUCCACCCACAGCAAGGACAUAGACCGCAUGAGCACCUGCUCCUCCACCAGUGAGCAGUCUAUACAGUCCACCCAGAGCAACGGGAGUGAAAGCAGUAGCAGCAGCAGCAUCAGCACCAUGUUGGUGACCCAGGACUAUGUGGCCCUGAAGGAGGAUGAGAUCAGUGUGUCCCAGGGCGAAGUGGUCCAGAUGCUGGCCUCCAACCAGCAGAACAUGUUCCUGGUGUUCCGGUCCGCCACCGAGCAGGGACCUGCCGCCGAGGGCUGGAUCCCCGGCUACGUGCUGGGUCACACCUCCAUCAUUAUUCCCGAACACCCCGAAGGAACCGUCAAGAAGUCAUCAUCAUGGCACACAGCACUACGCAUCAGGAGAAAGUCUGAGAAAAAAGACAAGGAGACCAGGAAGGAAAAUAAGAUGGAAAAUGGCAACCGCAAAUCUCAAGAAAGUCUGGCUAAUAAAGUUUCUGUAAAGCUUCUAAAUCCCAACUACAUAUAUGAUGUCCCCCCAGAGUUCUUGUUGCCCCUGAGUGAUGUGACCUGUGAUCAGGGAGAGAGUGUCAUUUUGAGGUGUAAGGUCUGUGGAAGACCUAAAGCUUCGGUGACCUGGAGAGGACCUGACCACUGCACUCUGACCAACAACGGACACUACAGCAUCACCUACGGUGACACAGGCGAGGCCACCCUCCGGAUCAUGGGUGUGUCUGUGGAGGAUGAAGGGGUGUACUCCUGUGUGGCCACCAAUGUAGUGGGCAGUGUGUCCUCCUCCGCCAGCCUCAGAGUCUCAGAUGCCUCCAAUGAUGGGAGUGAAGAGGUCUGGAAGAACAACUUUGAGUCCUUCUACACAGAAAUCAGUGAACUGGGCAGAGGCAGGUUCUCUGUGGCUAAACGCUGUGACCAGCGUGGGAGCAAGCAAGCAGUGGCAGCCAAGCAUGUCAACAAACGUCUGAUGCGUCGUGAGCAGGUCCUCCAGGAGCUGAGGAUACUUCAAUGUCUGGAACAUCCCCACCUGGUGGGCCUGCUGGACACCUUCGAGACAGCCACCAGCUACAUACUAGUGCUGCAGAUGGCUGAUCAAGGCCGUCUCCUGGACUACAUAGUUAGCUGGGGGAACCUGACUGAAGAAAAGGUGGCAUUGUACCUUCGGGACAUUCUUGAAGCUUUACACUACUUGCAUAGCUGGAGGAUAGCUCACUUGGAUUUGAAGCCGGAGAAUGUGUUGGUGGAGCAGACAUCUGCCCAGCCUGUUGUGAAGCUGACAGACUUUGGGGACGCUGUCCAGCUGAACAACGGCCACUACAUCCAUCCUUUACUGGGCAGCCCAGAGUUCUCAGCCCCGGAGCUGAUCCUGGGCCAACCUGUCUCCCUGACCUCUGACCUCUGGAGUCUUGGGGUCGUAACCUACGUAGUGCUGAGCGGAGCAUCUCCAUUCUUGGAUGAGAGCACUGAAGAGACUUGUUUAAACAUCUGUCGCCUGGAUUUCAGCUUUCCCCACGACUACUUCCAGGGUGUGAGUCAGGCGGCUAGGGACUUUGUUUGUCUCCUUCUACAGGGAGAGCCAGACUUGAGACCUUCAGCUGCUGUAUGCCUUCAGGAGAACUGGCUACAGCCGCGGGACAACCAACAGAACCAGUACUCGGGGUGUAUCGACACCUCCAGACUCAUCUCCUUCAUUGAGCGUCGGAAACACCAGAACGACAUCAGGCCGGUGGGCAGCUUCAAGACCUUCCUUCACAGCAGACUUCUCAACCGGAUAUGAGAGAGAUGGCGGACUACAGUACCUGGAAGUCACUGCCUGGAUAUGAGCGAUGAGAGAGAUGGUGGACUACAGUACCUGGAAGUCACUGCCUGGAUAUGAGCGAUGAGAGAGAUGGCGGACUACAGUACCUGGAAGUCACUGACUGGAUAUGAGCGAUGAGAGAGAUGGCGGACUACAGUACCUAGAACUCACAGACUGGAAAUAAGUAGGGUAGAUGACUCCAGCACCUAGAAGACACAGAGCGGGUCUGAGAGGGUUAAAGGACUUCAUUACCUAGACACCACAGGGCCAUAAUGAUGAUCUCAUCCUUUCUUAGCCAACUACAUCAAUUAAUUGGAACAACAUUACCCAGCAUCCUGCUGCUGCUGACUGCUGACUGCUUUUCAUAUUUUUGACUGAGAUUUUCCCCCAAGAGAUUUAGCUACUUCCCUUCGAGCCCUACCUUUAUAGGGAUAUUGACCUAUGCCUGCACAGAAACACAAACUAUUUAAAAGCAUUCAAACUUGACUAGCAGGAAGAACAAAGCUUUCUUGAGAGCCAGUGAGAGCAAGCCUUGUGUUUGGACGGUAAUACAAACAUAUACUGUAAUUUCAGGUUGCUUUUGAUUGAAUAUAGGAAAAUGAUUUUUUGUAUUUGAGAGAUUACUUUUUGUACAGAAAAUGUAUAAUGAAGAAACAAAGAGAUGUCUUUAUUCAUAUACCUUUUCAAGAACAGAGGCUGUUAAAACAAAUAAAAACAAAACUGAAUGAAACAUAAAGGAACACAGACCCACCAUGACUGUGUUGCAUCAGAAAACUACUUCUUGAACCAGUUGGAGACCAAACUCAUUGUAACUGUAGUUGAUUAGCGUACAUCAACAUGAAAGCAAAUGCUUUUUUACUGGCCUCGCUUAUUGUAUGGACCUGUAACAGUUAAUGCAACUAUACUAUUUUAGUGAAACAUCAGCAGAGAAACAGAUAAACAAACAAGAACAAGCUAUUAAACUAUUGGAAAAGCUCUUUAGAUUUCUGAUACAUACGCCUUACUUUGUAAAUAAUGUGUUCCUGCCAUUCUCAUUUUGAAACAUCUGUCUCAAAUGCUGAUUUAAUUAGCUGAGUAGUACAUCCUGCCAGUGGAGGAGAUGUGUGAGGAUGAAUAGCUCAGUCUAAUGCCAAUCUAAAUUACUUCACUACUAGAAAAACUGCGAUAAAAUGCACUCAUAUUUUGCAUAAAUUUCUCAUGUGCAAUGUUGCAGCUUUAACAUUUAUGCAACUGUUUAUGAAGACGUGUGUUGUACCCGUAAUCUAAAAAGGCAUGUAUGUACCUGGUACUGCAAUAGAUGUCUGUAUUGUGUUACUCUUUUUCUGUAUUAAGUUCAGUAUUAAUAUCUUGGAACCUUAAAAUCUGAUUUCACAAAUAAUGUUAAAAUGAAAAAAUGUGUAUCGAUAGGCACUUAUGGUUUCAGUUUGUCAUUGUUGAUACUUUUUUCCCGUUACUAUACCAAAGUUAACCAUACUUUACCCUCUUAAAUGUGUUAAAUGAUUCACCAUGUUAAGUUAUGAACACCAUACUGAACCUAGAGAUAGUUGUUUACAUUGGUUCAAAGUGGCUUUAUUUAUUAGCAUUGUAAGAACAUUUAGUUCACUUCUCUUUUCAUUUAGUUGUUGGUUAUUAUUACAUACCUAAUUAACAUUUCAAACACUUAUCUUCUCAAGCUGUUCAUGAAGUAGUGAUUGCUGUGUAAGUUUGUUUGGCUUUUUUAAGUUAUGUAUUGCUAGACGUGUAGUGCAAUGAUCAUAUUGGUUUAACUUAAGAUACAUUUGAGAUAGCAUUCUUUGCAGAGCGGUUGGUUAAAAAAAGAUACUAUGAAAUAUUUACAUCAAUGUUACAAUAGUGGUGCCAGGGCGCUAAAGCACUAACCUUUAUCUGAGAGUAUCCAUAACCUGGAACUUUCAGUGAGUUAAUCAAUGUGUGAAUUGAAACUGAUUUUAAAGUUCCAGUCAUUAGACUUGGAGAGGCAAAUGAAGCAGCUGUAUUUCCUUUUAAGCUUGAAAAGGUGGUUAAAGUUUUAUGUUCAUGUCAAAGCAGUAGUCACAGUGAUACAAUUAAGGAAUUUAUUAGUUAACUUGUACAGUCCCAUUUUGUGUCCUCUUAUUUAUUAAUGUGUAAAGCUGUACAGACAUGAAUGAUGAAAAUGGGAACUUGGAUGUAACCUCAUCAUAUUUUUUACAUACUAUGUCACUUUGAAUGUUAAAUUACUUAUUUUUACUUUUGCAUGUAUAUUUCUUUGUACAGAUUGUUUGCACAUUAAUACUGUAAAUAUUUUAUUUAGUCCUCAGUUAAAUGCCAUUAAACAUAUGGAACAAAG
Molecule: messenger RNA, 12349 nt
Organism: Esox lucius (northern pike)
Lineage: Eukaryota; Metazoa; Chordata; Actinopteri; Esociformes; Esocidae
Gene: triob
Product: trio Rho guanine nucleotide exchange factor b
Exons: 52
Coding region: 1078-10002 (2974 amino acids)
Biological process (GO): protein phosphorylation; intracellular signal transduction
Cellular component (GO): cytoplasm
Molecular function (GO): ATP binding; guanyl-nucleotide exchange factor activity; protein kinase activity
Source: RefSeq, a predicted model, not a curated record